AUGAAGACGUAUUUGUGGCCACCGGCCGAAAUCCGGUUUGUCGACAAUAUCAAUGUGGAAUGGACGGAGCACGACGUUGCUUCUGUGAUGUUCUCAAUUAUGAAAUUGCUUGAUGUUAGUUCCGCGUAGAAGCUUAAUUGAUUGGAAAUUGCAUUGAGAAAGUUUUCAGAUCGAAUGGCAACCUCCUUGUAAUCAACUUUUGGAACGUCAUAUCGAUGAUAAAUCCGCACUAAAUUUGUUCAACCACCUUGGCAAAAAUAUAUCUGUUUUUUGCAGUUGGUUUUAUUAUUCAUUAGAGUUGUUGAAAAAUCGUAUUUUUUAUAGUUUCGGAUUAUUACAUCCCUAGUUAAGUGCGCUCUAUCGAUAAAGAAAGUUUUUUUUAAAUAAAAUUUCGGACAUUCGCAAUGCAAAAACGGACUAGCUCCGGACGUUUCUGUGCAUUUCUAGUAUCACUUAAGAGCGCUGACGCUACUAAAGCGGUCACUAGAAAUGCCCAGAAACGUCUGUUUCGCGUUGCCAUUGUCCGAGUAUGUAAAAUUCAAUAUUUUUUCUAAUAUUCAGUUUUUUCAUUCAAAGCCAUUUUCUGUAGUUUAUAAAGGAGCAGUGGACCGAUCACAUAAUGUCUUGAAAAGAAAUGCGACGUUGUUUUGAUUGUGAAUAGUUUCUGCUCCUUCAUAAAGUCGAGGAAGCUGUUUUGAUUUCACAAUUGUUAUGGAAACGUUGUUUUCAAAGGCCAUAUUGACAUUUACAAAGUAACUUCCUCGUAAAAUUACUUCUGCCUUCCCAGAAUGUAGUUAUCUUUUUCUCUCUGUGACGGCCAUUUUUGAUCACUUUUAACCCGGAAAUAGGCGUAAAAACUUUUUUUUGUUUCUUUGAAAAAUCUUCCCAAAACAUAGGUAAAACGGAAAAGUUCCUUUGAGGAUCCUCAAAGGAUCCUGAGAGGGAGAUAAAAAGCUUCCUCCAAAAGCUCCUAAAAUGAUGUAAAAAAGCUUUUGAGCACCUUUUUCAUAGCCUCAGAGGAUCCUUUUUGAAUCCUCUCGAAUCUUUUUAGUUGCUUUCCAGCAUCCUUUUUGUUAGAGGAUGUGAAAAAGAUGCAAAAAAGAAGUGAAACGAUAUAAAAAAGAUCUGCUGGGGACCCUUUCAAGGUCUUUUUUUGAGAAAAGCUUUUGGGGAGCUUUUCAGUUUUGCCCGAGAAGUUUAUUUUUUGCACUUUUUUUGCUCGUAUGUUUUGAGCCCCUAUUCAAUUACAUCACAUGCUCCUGGUAGAAAUUCGCACAAGUUUCUUUUUUUUUAGAGCGCUAUUUACUUCUUUUUUUCCCAAAAGAAAAGAGUUGUGAAAAAAAUGAUAGUUUUUCAAAAGUCUUUUUUAGUUAGAGCUUUGUUCUAAUCUUUUAUGUUCAUUGAAAAAAGCUUACGAUUUUUUGAAGUUACUGGACAUUGUAACUAAGAAAAACUGUAACAACACUCCACGAAUAACAUAGGUUUCAUGUAACGGUCCUUCAUUUUUAAUUGAUGAAAUUUUAGAAUCUCUGCGCCUUUAAACAUCCCGAAAAUCUGGCGAAAAUAGGCUUUAAAAACGCAUUUUUCUUCCAGCCUGGUUGAACUUCAAUGAUAUAAAGUACAUGGCUCUUCAAAUGAAUACAGACAAAUGGAGUUUCAUAACAACGUCAUGGCAGGAGAUUAAGCGGCACCAACCGGAGGGCUGUCCUCAUACUUGGAACGCUCUUUUCGAAGUCAAUAACAAUUUUCUAUUCAUUUAAAGCUCGAACUUUUCAGAACUGCACCCCGAUUUUGAUGACCAGAAAAGGGCAGUUUCUAAAGUAUUCAAAAUUGCGCGAAAAGGUUUACGGGACCGUCGAUAAGGUCGACAUGACUUUCAAGGAACUUUUAGCCAAAUAUAGGCGUCCCGAAAUAAGUGUGAGUGAAAAAAAAACGAAUAUUGAAAUGGAAAAUUAUUUUUUGCAGAUAGAGAUUUACAAAAAGGUGUGCGAGUGGUCCGAUCUCAAGAUCCACACGAUGGAGAAGAAAUAUUUUUUUGUGGAGAAAAAACAGUUCUGUGACGUUUUGGGGGACGGCGUCGCCGACAUGCCCGACGACUAUGCGAAGAACCUCGCCGAGUUCCUUUUGAACCACGGCGACAAGUAUUUGCCGCUGUCUUUCGCCGGAAAUAUGCUUUUUUACGUGAACAACGAGAUCGGAAGGGUUUGUUUUGCCUUGUAAUGCAAAUUAGGUAUAGAAUUCGACAAUUUACUUCGAGUCUGAUAUUUUUUUCUUACUUUUCAAAAAAUUUACACUGUUCGAGAAAAUCAGUUGAAAGAGAAAUAAAAAGCGCUACCUACUGAUUUAUACUUUUCUGAAAAUUUCUCAAUAACUUCCGUUUUGAAGCUAAUCUCAGGUUUUUGGACUUGAAUUCUAGAAAAACCUUUUUAUUUACGAAACCAAUUUUUUUCUAGAAUGAACGGUGUAAUUUGAUCUUUGAAUAAGAUAACAUUUUUCCUGUUAUUCUCGUAAGCUUUAAUCAACAUAAUUUCAACGAAUCAUCAAAACAAGUCUAAUUGUUAUGCCCUCGUGCAAAAACAAUAUAAUUUAACUAUGAUGCUUCAUCAUCUAUCCUUCUAAAAAUAGAAUUUCAGUCGGCGGACUUCGAUUUCUACCUGAAAGAAUGUGAGACACGCGAAUCCCUUGUGGAAAAGAUAGAAAAGAGCCGACGUUACUGUAUCAAAAAGCCGUUGAUAACGAAGCUUCUGGACGAUUUCGAGUACUGCAGACCGUAUAAAUACGUUCUUCCGCGAAUCCGCUGCGACGACUUCGAAGACAGAAUUGCCGAAUAUAUUGGUCCGUUUUUUAUAGAAAUUGAGCCGUUUUAACUUUCAUUGAAGGUGGUGAAUCCAACUGUCUUUGUGAUGAUAAGCUUUGUGGGUGAGUUUCAGGAAACUCAAAACUUUCCCCAAUUUCCCCAACUUUCAGAUGCAGUUGCGAUGAAGAGGAAACGAAGAAGAAAAAGAAAAAAGGGGGCAAGAAAAAGGGCAAAAAGGGAAAUGUUUAUAAGGAUAAGUUACAGGCUCCGAUUAUAAAGUUUCUUGGAAUUUUUUUCAAAAAAUGAAGGAUUUUUUCAGUGGACCUUCUGUUAAUACUCAGCCGGAAAAUCGAGGCUCUGAUCAACUUGGGUGAGUUUUUUUGUGUCAUGAGAAAAGAAAUUGCAAAUUGCGCAGGCUGCUAUUUUUUUGGAUCGGCUGCAGAUUUUAAUUUUCGUUUCAAAUUUUCUUAUUGAAGUUUCUAUGAAAUGAAUCUUUGGGGUUGAUUUCUGAUGGAAAUUCCCAACAUAGACCUGGUUUUUUUGAGUUUUUUUAUGAUUGAUCUUCAUAAACAAAACUUUUUUUGAUGAUUUCCAUAAAGAUGAACUUCUAUUUCAUCAGUUUCAGUCCGAAAUUCGCUUCUAAUUUCUCCAUGAAAAUCAAGUUUAUGGUUGUAUUUUCGCUUUCAUUUUUUUAGGCAAGAAAAUGUGUAGAGCUUUUCAUCAAUAUUUUUCUACUUCGCAAAAACAUUUCAGCCUCAUGAAGCCUGGGAAGCCUAGUCAACCGACCAAACUACGGAAAGAACAGGAAGAAAAGGAGAUAAUUGUGAAAGAGGAGCCCAUUUUGACCAAAAAAUGCUCCCUUUGCUUUGUCGUUGAUCGUCUUGACGUUGGAUUCGAACAGGUUUUUCAAGAAAGAGAGGAAAAAUCUACUUUUCCAAUAAUUAGGUCUGCUGCCACGCGAGCCCGCCCUGUAUCCUCGUUGUCCAUAAAAAAUGUAUGAUGAAGGCGAUGGCGGAUCAGGGCCACCUGAAAAAGAGAGAUUACAAGGUGAAUCGGGAGUAAAGACCAUUAUUCAGGUGUUUAUUCAAGGUAAUGGUUAGGUUUUGGCUCGAUUUUUGAAGUACUUUCAAAUAUUUAUUGACAAAAGCUGUUCAGAAAACUUCUUUCAAUCCUUAUAUGUAUAAAUAUAAUAGAUUCUGAAUUUCUCGACAUUUUGCAAACUUUGUUUUCGGUUUUCCGUACAAGUAGAACUAAACAAAAAACGUUUUCCUCUACAAAAUUGAAAUCUAGGAGGCCAACUGCCCUACAGACGGCUGUGGAGCUCCACUCGACAACUUUUUCGACUUGCACUCGGAUGGAACCGAAGGAAAGGUAAAAUCAUCAUUUUUAAACAAAAAAUUAUUCAAAAGUUUUCAGCCUUUAUUCUGCAAUUUAACCUUUGCGAAGGAAAAAGAGGCGCGAGCGGCUGAAGCGGAGAAAAAGCGGCUGGAAAGUUUGGCGAAGAAAAAGCCGAAAAUUAAGAAAGUUCAAGUCCAUAAUCCGCGAGGUUUACUAAAGAAAAAAAACUGGAAAACUGUGAUUUUCAAGAAAAUUCGAGCGUUUCAACUGUCGAAGUUCUCGAUGAAUCUCUGAGGAUUGAAGAAAAAGAACCGGCGAAGGAAGCUCCGAUAGUGCCGCCUACGGUUCGAAGAUAACUCAGGAAAUAUGAGAGUAGUCACUUGAGUAAUGUGUGUUUGGAGUGAUGUCACUGUGUCAUCAAAAUUAUUAAAAACAAUUUUAGAACGGACAAAGUAUUUUUUCUCAUCUUCUGGUUGAAAAAUUGCUAAAAAAAAAGACUGCAUCACAGUUUAGCAAAAUGUUUUUUUAAGUUCUGAUGCUUGCAAGUUUUCCAAUCUCUCUUGAGUGACAACUAUAGAUUUCCUUCCCGAACGCGAAUUAUUGAUUAAUUAACUCAACGUUCAGCCCAUUAAAAUCGCGCCGGAAAACGUGAUAACGAAUCCUGAUGAAGAAGGCAUCACGACAGUCAGAUUGGAAAGAAAAGUUGACGUCGCCGUGGCCAAAUACGACGCCGGAAAGAAUAGGAAGAAGUUCAAGGGGAAAAGGGAACGGAAUCAUGAGGUCUUCAGUUUUUAAACUUGUAUAUUUAGAAAUUUUCUUUUUAUUAUUAUGAGAAGUCCUAUUUGUGAAAAAUCUUCAAAAAAAAAUCUAAAAGAACAUAAUCACUGAACUGAGUGAAUUUUUUGUGUUAAAGGAAGCCGAUCCGGAACUAUCGCAACUCCUGAACUUUUCCACGGGCCGUAGGGAAAGAGUGGAGAGUGUCAGCUCGGAAAUUUUCGUUUCUUUGGUUUGAAACUCAAAAAUUGAUUAUUUCUGGGGUCAUUUCCAGAUGGAUUCCACUCCGAAUCAAACGACGACUUCUGGAAAUGAAUACGACUUGGAAAGAGAAGCGAUCAUGAUGAUGGAUGACGCGAGGGAGGAAAUCGGCGCCGUUCAGGACCAGCAGUCAGGACUUUUCAAUAGAAAAUAGUGAAGAAAAAAUCUUGGAUUUCUAAUUCUAGGUAGAGAGAUCUUUUAGGGUCAUGCAAGAAUUUAAUGAAUAAUUGAAGAAUUAUGAGUGAACCGAACUAAACUUUCCAUUCAAAAUACCUAUGUCAAACGUUUGAUUUUUCAGAACUUAUGCUUCUGAAUUCCAUUUUUUUUAUAUUUUCAUUUGAAAAUUAUUGGAGAAAACAAGAGAAUUCAGUGAACUUCAAGUUUUUCAUUCAGACUCAUUGAAAUGUUCAACGACGAAAAUCUGGCCGAUUCCCUGGCCCAGCAACUUUCUUUUGAUGAAUACCCCAAAAUGAGGGUGACUAAGAAGAAACAUGGGACUUCAAAUAUAUGAUCUCAUUUCAGAACAACGGAAUAUUUGAUGGGGAAGUCGAUAAGCUCUGCGAGAUCAAGGAAAGCGUUGACCAACUCGCCGAGAAAUUGGAGCCCUUUUUAGAGUUUUUCGAUCGAAAUUGACACCAAUUUUUCAUGCUUUUUCAGAGAAGUCGCUCUGAACUCCUCGGAUGGUAUCCGACCUCUUGAAGAGUUUUUCGAAGUCGCUUCGUAUUUUGUGAACGAUUUGUGGGAAUCUUACGCCGAUAUCAUCGAUAUGGUCAUUUUCAUGUGUAUAGUCCAUUCCGCGCCAGCUUGUCACGACUUUCGUUUCCUUCCGAGCAAGAGAAUCAUUCGGUUCGAAGCGCGCGAAAUGUUACCAUAACUGAGUUUUUUAUUCGGCCUGAAGUUUCCGUCAUGUUCAAGGCGCAAUCAGAUAUAAAUAUCACGCGCAUAGAAAGUAAGGGCUCUGUAGAUCAGAGGAAAACAAAAAUCGUGACAAGCCGGCGCGGAAUGGGCUAUACAUAUUGUUGAAAAUUCUAUUUUUCUAAGUAAAUUAUCUUCUAAAAAGUCGUAUAAGUAUUUGUACCGCGGAAGAAAUGGAAAAGUUUGUUCUUGCAAUUUGUGUGAAUUUUAUUUUCCUUGACAGUUUUUGAAAUUUUGAUGCUUGACGAUAUUCACAAAAGAAAGGGAUAUAUCGAAAUUCAGUUACCCCAAAAACUUGAAAAUCUCAUUCAGAAAGUCAUCGUCAAAAAAUUAUUAAAUCUGCUGACUUUUUGAAGUGAUAUUGUUGACGCAAUCGCCAAACUCAAUUGUAUUUAUUUCAUUUUUCGAACUGUAAGCUCAUCUUUUUUUCCAAUUGAAUUUUUUUUAUUUUUGUCAUUAUUUUUCAACUCUAAAAAAAUUCAAAGCUGUGUAUAAACAUUUUUUUCAUUUUUCAGCUAAAAAAAUCGGCGACGAGACUCAUUUGCUCCGUUUCGCCAAUCUUGAACCCAUCAAGAAACGUUUCAAGUUUCAGAUAAGGACGGAGUGUCGAUAUUAUAAAAAAAAGUAAAGGAAUAAGACGCAUUAAUACUACAUUAAAAAAACUGAUUUUUGAGGUCGCCGAAGGAAAAACAAACAAAAUUUUGGUUCUGACAGAUCCCUCGGACAUUUCCACAUCAAGCUCAGAAUCCAUUGAGAGUCAACAGUUAAAAAAAUUGGUGAUGAAAAGUAUUUUUAAUUGAUUUUGAAGGGCUUCUGUGAGAGUUGGUGUGCAGACGGAGGAAAGUUUCCCGAGUGACAGGUUUUUUUUUUUGACUUGUCAAAGUUUUGAGAACUCCAGGAAAUUAAGCAAGGCAGAGCACCCUGAUUUCAACAAAAAAAAAACGGUUUUCCACGCUUUUUUGGAUUAAUCUCAAGGUGCUCUGGAGUUGCCAAUUUUCAUCAAAUUCUCAAGUUCUCGUAUUGCUUUUUUAAGUUGAUCGAACUGUGAUUUUUUUCAGACUACCUAUCGAAAACGCGGGUUUUACGAAUGCCCACAGCUUGAAAAAUGCGGUUAUCGCCAAUUUGGAAAGAGAACAGAAGCUGCUCGAAGAAUUACAUGAGAAAAAGUUUGUAUGGUUUUCCUACUGAUAUUUUGAGGCGAAAAUUACGCAUCAGGUCUUUUGAAGCGUGUUUUUUUAAAAUUUUUUUAAAUUUUGAAGGCUUUUUGGCUAUUAAAAAUUGAGACUCCUUAUGAAUAUGCAAUUGUGGAGAGACAUGAAAAAAACUCUAUAAGUUGGUUUUUAUUCCCAAUUCAAAGUUUAAUUUUUUUUUUUGUUCUGAUAAUGCCCUCAGAAAAAAAAUUGAGCGAAAUCUAAAAAAAAAAUGCUGAAAAUUCUUCAUUCUACUAAUUCUUUCUGAUUUUCAGAGUUAAUGAAAUGGAAAAACAAAUAGAAGAUUUGAACGCUGACAUUUCCAAAAGGGAUAUAGAAAUACAAAGACUCGCCGAAGUGUGUUCCCAGCGAAAAGAUGAGCUCAUCAAAGAAAAAGCUUUGAUGAAAAUUAAGUGAGUUUUUUUUAAUGUCUUGAGUCUAAGUUCAGAUCACCUUUCUUCAGCAGAUCACUAGAAUAAAAGUUAAUUUCAGAGAGGAGUCCGACAGUGAACGAGAAAAAUCACUCAACGGUUUGAUCCGGGAAAGAGACUCGACGAUCGCUCAAAUGACCGAGAAAGAGGGCCACUUAAGAAAAUUGGCGAUUAAUUAGUGAGUUUUCAAUGCUGCGUGUGGAACGGCUUGAAGCGUCCGACUAGAAACGACUUGUCUCUUAUCCAAAGUGUUUGAAAAUUUUGUUCAAGCCGCUCUGAGUCUUUCUUGGAACUGCGAUCGAAUUCCAGGACAAGCCCUAUGGAUUUUUUUUUUCAGCAGUGACAGGUUCAAAAAGUUAGAAGAAUCGACGGCAGCGAAAGAUUCAGAGAUGGAGACGCUCAAAAAACGUUGUGAGGAGCUGGAGGAACAGUUGAACAAACAGUCUGAGGAAGACAGAAGAUGACCAAUUGAAUUUUCGAAUUUCAGGUCAAGAGAAUUAGAAGAAAAAGCCGUUGAAGUCAAAAAACCAGCGGAAAGUUCAAAGGAUGACGGCUUGAGACGGGCCGAGGAAAUCGCUAAAAUUGCCGAUUCUUCUCUCACCAGCAUUUUCGCCAUUUUGCCUAUGUAGGGAUUUAUUUUCGAAAGAAAAGCGGAAAUCGAUAGAGUUGAAGAAAAAAGAUUUCCAAAUUUUUUUUGACGUUUCCAAAUUCAAGAAUUCAUUCAUAUGACUUUAGCGACAUCGGGAUCUUAUAGAAAACACCUUAUUUUAGUGUUCAGAACAAAAAAGCCCCUUUAGUGAGGACUUGAAGGCUAUUUACAUGACGUAGACGUUUCUCGUAGUUUAAGAUAUUUCAGGUUCACCAGCGCCAAUAAGAUGCAGGAAGUCGGUGUGAAACUGGAAUCAGUUCUGAACGAGCUUUUGCAAAUCGGCGAACUCGCCAAGGAAACUCUUUGUCCUUCUGACGUCGAACCCGUGGAAGUCAAACCUAAAGAAGUUUAUUUCGUUUUUCUCAACAAAUCCGUAAAAUUUCAAUUAAAUUCAGGAAGAGUGGAUUUUGAAACAGCCAAGGAAGCGUAAUCCUUCAGUUUCUGUUGUGGUUGAAGGUCGGCAUGUCUUUUAAAUCAGUUUUCAAGUUAAUUUCUCUUCAGAAGAGCUACCGAAAGUUGAAAAAGCCGAAGAAAUCCCUGAGGCGCCUGUCGCUGUUGAAUCGAAUCCAGUUGAAGAACCCAAACUAUCGGCGAAAGUUUCACCACGUUUCAAAGUUGGCAAAUUGAUCCAAAUUGGAACUUAUUUUGAAUUUUCAGCUCUUCGAAGCGUCGCAAAACGCCUUGAAUAUCGCUAGCGAUGCUAUCCGCAAGUUGGAUGUCAUAAUUGAAAAGUUUGUAUAAAUUAGUUCAUCAUUAGAGGUUCAAUGAAAAAGUUAGAUUGAAAAAUGUCAUUUUUCGAAGCUUUUCUUAGCCGUAAUCUUUUAUUAGCGAAAAGAAUAAAUUUUUACUCCUGCCAAAUUUUUUUAAAUGAUGGAUUACUUCUCAUCUUUCUUCAUUCAUUUUUUUCAUUGAAUCUUGAUAAAGAAUAUUUUUGAAAUUUCAGACUCGAAUCACACAACGGGAGCACAAUGAAGGAUGUCCGAACUCGCCUUCAAACUUUCAGAAAAUACAUCAUAAUUUUUGGAAAUGUUGCCGACGAUAACAUUCGUGCAUACGCUGUAAGCUUCUAGAAAUCCGAUUUUCAAUUUUAAUCAUUUUUUCUUUGAGGAAAAUCGGAAAAUGCAGCCCUUGGCAAUGUUCCCGAAGAUGGGAUGCGCCGAUAUGACUCUUGUCGAGUUUUUCUUCAAACACAGCUAUCAGAAUGGCCAGCAGAUGGUAGAAGUCGCGCAUAUGGCCAAUUUGGGUGCGUUACAUGAACUUGAAGGCGUAUGGGGAGCCUAAGCUUUGAUGUUCUUCGCUUGAAAAAAUUCUUAAAAACCCUCUUGCGUCUACAAAGUUUUUUUUUUUCCAGCAGAAAACCCUUUUAUGUUUCGCUGUGUACCUCUAAUUACACCUGUGAGUUUGACUAGUCUUGCCCAUUGCAAGGCCAUAGGCCAUAGGCACUUAGAGUGACCACAAUUUCGCUAAAUCGCUCGAAGGAGUAGGGUGGAGCCCCAAAAAUAGUUGUGGACUCAAUCCUGCGCCUCUUAAUUAUUCAAGCGAUGUAUCAACUUCAAAAGAUUCCGGUUUUUCAGAUUCUCUGGAGAGACCUCUACCGAAUUCAACACCACCCACUUCCUAUAUUCCCGUUGAAGAUCCACAGGCACUUUCGAAGUUCUUUAAAAAAAAAAAAUAAACAUUCAGAUCAAUCAAAAUCUGUUGUCUCGAGCAAAAAUCACCGCUGCUGUUGCUUCGAAAUCGGUUCAGAACUUGGAUUUGAUUCUGGCGAAGUGAGAAUUAGACAGAGAGAAUAAUAACUGCAAUAUUUUUCAAGGCUUGCCCCGUGGAAUGGCAAGGAGAUCGAUGAGGUGAAAAAACGGCUGGAACGGAUGAAAGAAGAAAUUUUUGUUGUAGUCAAUACUGCGAAAGAAAAUGAGAGUUUGAUCGGGCAGGUAAAAUGUGGAUUUGACUUAAUUUCGUAUUCCUUACAAAGAUUUUGAGUAUAUAGAAUGGAUAAAUAAGAAACUGAUCACGUGGAAGAUUAGACCAGUGGCUCAAGCACAGGCGAAUCGGGAAGGUACCAUAAUGUGUCCACAAAGGUACCUAUCAAAAUGGAUCUUGAAGACCCCAUAAUAUGUUCACCUCCAGCAUACCUUUAGCUAUACCUGAACCAUCUAGACGGCACUUCAGAGAUCUCAUUUUACUCAAAUUCAUCAGAGGUAUCCUCGUGGUACCAUCGUGAGAAUUCAGCCCCUGCGAUUUACCUCAGAGGUUCUCGCGAUACCCUUCCUCGAUUCGCCUACGGUAAGAUGGUGAUGAAGAGAGGUGAUGACUUCCGGGUAGCCACGAGUCGAAUGAGUUUGGGAGGGCGCGGUCACUUGAUUGUCCAAGCUUUCUUACGAUCUGUGGAAUCAGACCUUUAUAUAGUGGUCUAAUCCUCCACGUGAUCAUUUUCUUAUUAUUUCCACGUACAGAGAAAUUAAUGUCUUUUUAAAAACUUUUGCAUAUGGCCCUGCGGAACAGUAAUUUUCUUUUUUUUAUGCCAGUUUUAGGGAAACCAGAAUUUGAAACCGAUUCCGAAAUUCCCUACAAUGAGCCUGUUCGACAUGGCUUUGAUUGAAUAUUACAUCCAAGGUAAUAUACCCAAAUCAGCGAUGAAUCGUGAAUUGAGCAAUGUUCAGGUCCCAAAGAAAGUCACAAGGAAAGUGCGGGCUGGAAGUUUUCCGAAUCUCGAAAACCCACGGUUCGAUUCUACAAAUACUUUGGAAAAUUUUCAAUAAUUUCAGGAAGCCAAUAACAUUGGCGAGGAGUGCGCGAUUUGUUACGAAGUUUUGAACACUGAAGAUCGACUUUUCCAGUGUGACCACUGUACAAAGUAUACUCACCAUGAGGUCUGGGUAUCAUUGAAUUGUGUUUUAAAAAAGGAUUCAAUCUUUUUUUACCUGUUCAGUUUCUUGUCGAAGAUAUAUGUGAAGAAUAACACUAUUUGAGGCUGCAGUAUGUUUUGUUUGACUUCGAAAAAUAGAAAUCUUGAGUGAUUUGAAAAGCUGUUCAGCCAAAGUUCUUUUUAGAAAUUUCAUUUAGGACCUUUAAUGUUAUAAAAAUGGUCCAAAAUGAUUUUCAGUGCCUCGUGGAUUGGUUCAAAACGUGCCAGUCUUGCAUUUACUGCCGGGGACACCUCAAAGAUCCCGACGAGUUCCCCGAUCUUUCCUAA
Messenger RNA from Caenorhabditis auriculariae, 11548 nucleotides. The record is from the annotation of a GenBank genome assembly. NCBI's taxonomy places the organism in Eukaryota, Metazoa, Nematoda, Chromadorea, Rhabditida, Rhabditidae.